AUGCCACGAAGCAGAUAUCGACAUUUUGGUCCGUGCAUCGGAAUACAAAGUUUUGUGUAGUGAACGAGACGUCUGCAAUAUGUCUGACUAUUUGGAAAUAUUUUUAGAUAAUCAUAGCUGUAAUUAAUUGUAAAAGCUAUAAAAACGUUAUUGAUGUCAUGGAUUACACAUGACAAAUACUACAAAUAGAUCGAUAAGAAGACGACUUACAACGAAGAUAUGUAUUGUUGUGGGUCGUGUGGUAGCCUCGCACUCGCAUGUCAAUAAGAGAUAUGCGCGUCACGGACGUAGUGCGGACUGGUGCUUCGUUCUGAGUGCGCAUUUCGUCAAGGAGAGACACUGACCUUCGCGACGACAGCGAAUAUCAAGACGUCAAAAGUGUUUUUACGGAAUUGUAGACGAAAGUGAGGCAGGAUGGAUCAAAUGGUGCAGUGCCCUGUGUGCACGCUCUACCUGCACAAUGGGAUCACACUAGAAUCUCACCUUGAUACCCAUCCCAAAGACCAGGUAAUAAAAGCAUUGUGCAACCUAACCACGAAGGCCAGUAGUAGCUAUGCAAGCAGAACAUCCACACCGAUGCACUGUGACCGCUCGUACAGAAGCAGGUCUCGGACUCCAGCAGUGGACGACAGAUGGUCCCACAGAAGUAGUGAAACGGAUAGAUACUGGCGAAGAACACCGAGCAGAACUUCCAAAUCAAGUCAGGCAUUAAAUGCUUCCCGCAAUGGAACACCAGACAUUAGAAUGAGUGAUAUGAGCUUUGAAAACAAUAGUGCUAAUCAAUUUUCUGCUCCAUCUUAUCCUCUGAAAGCAGACAAAACUCAACAGUAUCCGAAUACACCGACUGGCGAAUUGGAACCGCCCUAUGCAUAUUACCAGGACACCAAUGAUGAUAGAGAAAUAAAGUAUUCCCGCAGCCCAGAAUACAAUCCUUUGGAUACCAGUACCCCAGUUUUCGCUCAUAACACUCCAACAACUACCAAUGUCAAAAUACAGGCUACUUUGCUUCCAACAGUUACUCGGAGAAGCAAUGAGAAUAUAGUAAAAAUGUUACCAAAACCAAAUAAUAUACUUGUAAAGACUAAUAUGGGUGGAUUACAGUAUAUCACUCCAGGGUUGAAGCCGAUGCAUUUGAUGGUGCCCACUCCUCCAACGUUUGUCCAAAAAAAUGUACAAAGCAACAUGAUUAUGGCCAGUGGUUUACCUGUAAGCACAAUGGUGGAGUCAAAGACAUUGGCCCCAACAAUACCCACAAACCAUUUCAAUCAAAUGACCAGCAGUACCUUCACACCAGGUACAACAGUAGUACAAAAUUCUCAGAUUAUUUAUAGAGAAAUGGUUCAGAAUAUGGAUGGUAAGCGUUUCGUUUCAUGUGUGCCUUCAGUGCUCGGUCAUGAGAAUGUUCCUAAUGUUGCACCGGGGACAUCUAUGUAUCAGAAUUUAAUGUUAGUGGAUCAACUUGGAAAUGCACCAUGCAUGUACACAGCACCGCAGCCCAUUAUACCAAAGCCCUGUACCACAACUGUCUAUCCUAAUAAUGGUAUGGAGGCACCUAGCGGUACCAAUUCAAAUGAACAUAAAGCUGGUCCUUCUUCAGAUGAUCGCAAUAAAACUCUUGUUAAUGAAGUAACUGCCAUUGUUGAUCCAUUGGCCCUUCCUGCUGGAACCAACACGAGUUCGACCACCACCCAAACUGAAGUAGAUAUAUCUAUCCCUAAAAAAACUGAUGUUCAGUCUGUUGAAAAAUGUGACACGCCAGGGUCUAGUAAAGGCUUGAAAAUCCUCAGUAACAUUAAAGUGGAAGUUCCAGUUCAACACAACAAGAAUAUGCUGAACACUGUGAUGGAUCUGACUGGAACCACAGACCCUGAGGAUCCUGAGAGGUCAGAGACACCUGAGAAAAUUCUACCUGAUUUAGAUGAUCACAAUCAUAUGUCUGAUGAUUGCACCCAACCAUCAAUAUCUAGCAGUGACAGUGCAGUCUCACAUGCCUUUUCUGUGAUAAAAAAUGUUGGUAACCCACCAUCUUAUAAAGAAUCUUCCAUCAAAUCAAGUAUAGAUAGUAAAAUCGAUGCAGAAUUUUCUGACAGCUGCCCAGUCCCAGAUUUAAUAUGUAAUGAGAAACCAUCUAUAUCACCUUGCAGCGAAUUAUCAGAGGUUGGAGAUAACUCUGCUGAUCGUGCUUCAGUAUGUAACUCGGAAUCGCCUAAACCUCAAAUAAACCAAUCAAUUAGUUUAGAUAGUAAUACUGAUAAGAAGCCCCAAUCGGCAAUAAAACCAUACAGACACAAUGCACUACGAUUAAAUAAUAUAUUUGUGAAAAAGCACAAAAAAAUAUUACAAAUAAAAAAUGCAAAGCAGUCCAGUAGUCAGUUGGAUCACACAGAAGUAGAGCCACAAGCGUCGUCAUCCUUUUGUAACUCGCCUGAAAAUUUUCCUAGAGGCUCACCGGCUUCAUUUAAGUCGGUCGAAAAAUUCUCUCAAGCAUCACCUGCUUCAUUUAAGUCGGUCGAAAAGUUCUCCCCAGCGUCACCGGUUUCAUGUAAAUCGGUCGAAAAAUUCUCUCGAGCGUCACCGGCAUCAUUCAAGUCGGUCGAAAAGUUCUCUCCAGCGUCACCGGCUUCGUGUAAGUCGGUCGAUAAAUUCUCUCGGGCGUCGCCGGCUUCAUUUAAGUCGGUCGAAAAAUUCUCUCAAGCAUCACCGGCUUCAUGUAAGUCGGUCGAAAAAUUAUCUCGAGCGUCACCGGCUUCAUUUAAGUCGGUCGAAAAAUUCUCUCAAGCCUCACCGGCUUCUUGUAAGUCGGUCGAAAAAUUCUCUCCAGCGUCAUCCUUGUGCAAGUCGCCGGAUAACUUUUCUCGAGCGUCAUCAUCUUCGUGCAAGUCGCCGGAAAUUUUCACCCGCGCGUCGUCAUCUUGUAAAUCACCUGGAAAUUUUUCUCGAGCGUCAUCGUCCUCGUGCCGAACACCCGAAAAUUUUUCAAUAACUAAAAUGAUUUGCUCCGAAAAGUCUGAAUGUUUAGACGAAAAGAGUCCUUUAGAAUCGAUGCCAGAAGAGAAGAUGAUCGAGAAAGACGAAGAAGACCAAGAUCAUAACGAUUUCGACGCCGACACGGAGGAGCAGUCGAUGGACAUCGAGCCCGUCGCGUCCUCCAGCCUGAACACUUCGGACCAGUUCACGACCAGCAUAGACGUGGUGCAGGUCAAAGAGGAGGUGAACACGAGCAACGAGGAUCCUUUCAGCAACGAGAACAGUAAUUCCAAUCGCGAGAUGGAACCUUUGGACGGUCUGCGGCCGAUCAACGUGAUAUCGUACGGCAACAUGCCGCCGGGGGAGUUCGACGAGGAGUCGAACCAUCGCGAGCUUCUCGAGCUGGAGGCUGCGUCGAAAAACAAGCAGUUCGUCAGCAUGAUGAACGAGAACUACUUCGGGGACAACAUCUACGCGGACUACUUUACUCCGGACCGCGUGGAGGCGUUCGACGCGGCCCGGGAGGCGCCGUCGUUCGCGAAAGAGAAUCCGAAGGAUAUGUACCUGUGGGGCGAGUCGUCGCACCACAAGGAGAGCGAGUUCGUGCUGCCGAACUUUAUACACGAGAGUUAUAAGAUAGCGGAGAGCAGCGCGGUGGAUUAUGCCGAGAUGGGGAGUAGAGCGGUGCGGGUAGACGUGGAAGUGGACGUGUGCGAGCGGGACAGCAAGGCGGACGUGCUGGGCGAGGCCGGGCCGGGCGAGGCGCCGCUGAACAUUUGCGCCGACGAGCGGAUGCCGCCGCGCGGCGAGCUCAGCGGCCAGGAGAGCAACGGGGACACGGAGUCGCCGUGGAACGGAAUGUACACGGACGUACCGCCUUCGGAGCCCUACGAUUUGAUCGCGCGCGAGAGUUGGGUGUCGGACGGCUCCGAGAUAGAUACCAAUGAGAAGCGGGAAAAUUUGGAGGAAGAGAUCCAUUUCGCGCAAAAAGGGCGUAUUUUCACGUGCUCGAUAUGCGGCUCUAAGUUUCCCUCGUUGUACGAGAUGCGUGCGCAUAAGUCAGCGGCGCAUGCGCCUUUGACUGUUCACGCGCCGCUCGUGGCGCCCGCCCUAGCGUCCCAGCUGUCCCCCCACCCUCCGCAGUUCGUUCUGCCCCCCCACUCGCUGCAGCCACCCGAAACGGCGCGCACGUCAUACAGCAGGAUGCUGACCGCGAGGAUUAUCAAGAAAGAGGAAAAACCGGACGACGCCACUGGAGUUCCUGGCACUGCCGGAAUGCCGCUAGACUCGAAAGAGGUGCUCGCGAGCAGUAUGCUUCAGUACGACGCUCUAGGAGAGGCCAAGCCCAAGCUCGAGGCGCUCAUCAAGCAGGAGGCCAAGGCGCGCCGCAAGAGAGACUUCGUCUGCCCCACGUGCAAGGAGGACCAGCUAACCGAGGUGGCGUUCCAGGCGCACCUCAAGAUCCACCCUUUAGAGUGCCUGACGUGCGGCAAGUGCUUCUUCCGCCGCUCCAACCUUCAGCUGCACAUCAAGAUGCAUCUGGGCAUCAGGAACCAUAAGUGCGAGGUAUGCGAAAAGCGGUUCAUCACUCGACAGAAACUGAUUGAGCAUCAGAACGUGCACACCGGCCGCACGCCCGUCAAGUGCACCAUCUGCGACGACACCUUCCGCCGCUACUCCAACAUGGUGCAGCACCGGGACCGCCACCACUUCCAAAAGAAGGCCAAAGUGCGUGACUUUGUGUGCCACUGCGGAGCCGUGUUCCAUUCGCGGGCCAAGCUGCACUGGCACCAGGAGACACACGACGGCAAGCCCAAGGCCUGCCUCUACUGCUCCGACAAGUUCGUGCACGCGGCUUCGCUCACGCGCCACAUACGACGCACGCACAACAUCUUCUUCCUGUCCGACCGGAGCAAGGCUAAGGAGAACGUGCCGUGUCCCGUUUGCAAGCAGAUGUACCUUAGAUCGAACCUGCGCGCCCAUUUACUGACACACAGCGGCAAACGACCACAUCUAUGCGUCAUUUGCAACAAGUCCUUCAGCACCAAGUGGAACCUAAAGCUGCACAGGUGGACACACAUGUCAAGAUCUGCUAAACCAUUUAAGUGUAACCUGUGCAAGGGAGCUUUCAUCAGACAGGCGGAGUACAUAUCCCACAUGAACGCGCACAAGUCGUUCCGGCCCUACACGUGCAACUACUGCGGCUGCCAGUUUAUCCGCAAGUACAACUGCCAGCGACACGUCAGAGAACACGAGACCGCCAAAAAGUACGUGUGCAAAGUCCCCGAGUGUGGUAAGUCGUUCCACCGGAGCUACUACCUCUCCGAACAUAUGAAGGUCCACAGCGGAGCCAGACCCUUCGCCUGCAACAUCUGCGGAAAAACCUCCAGCAACAAAUCCAACCACAACAAACACCUUAAAAUCCACCACGCGCGGGAACCCGUCGCCACCGAGGCGUAGUCCCGACGCACGUAGUUAGAAACCAAUUUUAAUCUUAUAUUCACCCUUGUGAUCGUAACGUGUCAUUUUGUUUGUGAGCACACGGAAUUUGAAGUGCCUAUAAAGAUUAUAUUAUGAGGUCACAUUACGGACGGAUAGUUUACGACUCUUAGCGAAUUAAUUGUACGUUUAUUUUAAGUACCGAUAAAAGAUUAAUAUGUAAUUUAAGACAGAUGCGUAUCGGCAGAUUACAUGAUUGAAAUUGAUGAAUGCUGUAAAACUUAAUAUUGAUAAACGACUGAUCGAUUUAGAUUUAAUUUAAUUGAUAUGGAUCUUAUCGUCUGUCUCAAAUUGAGGCAGUGUAAGUAACGGACUACUUAAGUAACCUUAGAACCUUAUUCCGUGUGCGCAAGGUUCCAUGUUGUUUGUAUUGUAUUCCUAUUAUUCUGGCGACUACCGCGUGGUUUGUGUUGUGCUUGCGUUCGACUGACUAGCU
Molecule: messenger RNA, 5902 nt
Organism: Ostrinia furnacalis (Asian corn borer)
Lineage: Eukaryota; Metazoa; Arthropoda; Insecta; Lepidoptera; Crambidae
Exons: 10
Coding region: 415-5427 (1670 amino acids)
Biological process (GO): regulation of transcription by RNA polymerase II
Cellular component (GO): nucleus
Molecular function (GO): RNA polymerase II cis-regulatory region sequence-specific DNA binding; DNA-binding transcription activator activity, RNA polymerase II-specific
Source: RefSeq, a predicted model, not a curated record